CGGCGAACAGAUGGCGGGUGCGGCGUCAGCUGCUGCCAGGCAGGACGUCGUCGACCGCCGGCAGCGUCGCCAGAUGUCAGAGCAGCCCGUCCUGCCGCUGCAUCUCGCCGCUAAUCAGGCGUGAAGCACGGACCGCGCGCCGGGCCAGAUCGUUUAUCGUCGUUAAGCAACUGUCAAUGAAUUGUUUUGAUUGCUUCAGACCGAAGACCAGCUCACCAGUACGCAACGAAUCAAAGCAGACGGCGGUGGGGCUCGAAAAGCCAGGGCUCGGUCCGGCCCGGAAGCCACGCUCGAAUUACGCCAGCUUGGACGAGGUGCUCAAGUCGGAGAAGGCGAUGGAGGCGCUGCGACAGUAUAUGGUCACCAUACGGCAGGACCACCUGCUCGACUUCCUCGCCGACGUGGAGCUGUACAGGCGCCAAAGGGACGAGGCCGACCGGCUGAAGCUGUCCCAGCAGAUCUUCACGACGUAUCUGAAAGUACUGGCAGAGCGUGAGGUCGUGCUGGACAAGCCGCUGCGGGACAGCAUCAGCGCCCGCCUGCAGGAGGCCCCCGCCACGCUCUUCGACAGGGCUGAACGUGCCGUCACGGAUGACAUCAGACGUGACGUCUUCCCCCACUUCUUGAAGACGCCGCUGUUCGAGCGGCUGGCCGGCCUCGCCUGAGGCUCGUGUGGCCCAGGGUCACUGACCUCAGGCGUGACCUGGGGUCAGGUGUGACUUGUGUCAGGAGUGACAUACCGCCCCGCGGUGGCCUAAUCUGGGUCCUGGAAUACGCCACCAGCUAGACGACCGUCCAGAUGAUGGUCUGUGUGAUUUACAGUUGCUCUUUCGGCCUUGCUUCAGAUUGGGUCG
This is a messenger RNA of Pollicipes pollicipes, 854 nucleotides long. RefSeq names its product regulator of G-protein signaling 13. The record is from RefSeq and is a predicted model, not a curated record. Bases 177 to 665 code for a protein of 162 amino acids. NCBI's taxonomy places the organism in Eukaryota, Metazoa, Arthropoda, Thecostraca, Pollicipedomorpha, Pollicipedidae. The transcript has 4 exons.